GGUGAAGUCGACUUCGCUGACUUUCGUUAUUGACCAUGGAAUAUGCGGUAUAUAACACGCAAAGUGCCCAGAAGAUAGUUCGGACUAAAAGUAAUUAAGCUUCUACGUUCAAUUUCAUCUUCACUUACUACCAGUCGUUAUUUGACAAUGGAACUCUCCAACAAAGCCGCAUACCUUCUCAGCCCGAACAGUCCCCUGAUCGAGGUCAAACCUGCACCUGUCCCACAGCCUGGACCAAAUGAACUACUCAUCCAAACACAAGCCGUUGCUAUCAACCCAGUUGACGCUGUCAAACAGUCCAUGGGCAACAUGAUGUUUGAGUGGCUCACCUAUCCCCUUAUCCUCGGUUACGACGUAGCCGGUCAAGUCGUCAAAACUGGCGUGGACGUUACUCGAUUCAAAGAGGGAGACAGAAUCGUGGGAGUGGCAGCAGGUAUGGAUAAGCGCGGAAGAAGACCUGAUGAAGGCGCUUUCCAGCAGCUUGUCGUAAUCAGAGAGCAUUUGGCUAUAAAAGUGCCUGAUGGUAUGAAGAGCGCUGAUGCCAGCGUCUUAUCUCUCACUGCGGUUACCGCUGCGUGCACGCUGUUUCAGGAGGAUCAACUAGGUCUUCAAAUGCCGCAGAUCAAGGCGCACCGUGAGCCUACUGGGGAGACAGUCCUGGUUUGGGGGGCCAGCACGAGUGUGGGGAAGAACGCCGUACAACUUGCUGUCGCGGCUGGCUACGAUGUUAUUGCUACGGCGUCACCCAAGAAUUGGGAAGCCGUGCGUGGUCUCGGUGCAUCUGCAGUAUUCGACUAUCGCAGCUCGUCAGUCAUAGACGAUGUGGUGACAAGUCUGAAGGACAAGAAGUGCGCAGGUGCCGUAGCCAUCGGACAAGGUUCCCUGGCAAAGUGUGUCGACAUUAUCAAUAGGAUCCCUGGUGCUGCGAAGAAUGUCGCACAAGUCACGAUUGAUAUGCCGGCGUCGCCGCCAACAAGCAAGUUAUCUAUGAUUCCAUUCGUCGUACAGUACCUCUGGUUAUCUUCAACAAACAGACUCAAGGUCUUGAGCAGCGGGGUUCGAAGCAAGUUUGUAUUCGGUACAGAUAUCAUCGAGUGGGAUAUUGAUGGGAAGAUGUCGCAGUAUCUCAGCGAGGCAUUAGAUGUUGGGGAGUAUGUUCUGCCUUCCGAGGCUUGCGUCAUCGGAACAGGUUUGGGGAUGAUUUCCCAGGGACUGGAUAUGGUGCGAAACGAGAAGUCUGGAAAGAAGAUUGUAGUUGUGUUGGAGUGAGGAAGCUUUGUUUCUCCCAUAUAUCAACUGUUUAGAAUGUUCUUGCGUAUAAUCCGAAAAAUAUCAAUCUCAACUCGCAUGAGUACAUGUAAUCAGCUAGUUGAGAUCCUCUCGCC
Molecule: messenger RNA, 1385 nt
Organism: Fusarium redolens
Lineage: Eukaryota; Fungi; Ascomycota; Sordariomycetes; Hypocreales; Nectriaceae
Product: chaperonin 10-like protein
Exons: 1
Coding region: 148-1269 (373 amino acids)
Molecular function (GO): oxidoreductase activity, acting on NAD(P)H
Source: RefSeq, a predicted model, not a curated record